Molecule: messenger RNA, 1884 nt
Organism: Anopheles nili
Lineage: Eukaryota; Metazoa; Arthropoda; Insecta; Diptera; Culicidae
Gene: prtp
Product: thioredoxin domain-containing protein 5 homolog
Exons: 2
Coding region: 225-1487 (420 amino acids)
Biological process (GO): protein folding
Cellular component (GO): endoplasmic reticulum
Molecular function (GO): protein disulfide isomerase activity
Source: RefSeq, a predicted model, not a curated record
CCUCCCCCCCAUCUUUGAGGCGAACUUUGAUGAAAGAGGCCACAGGGGUGUAAAAGCGUGUCCGGUGUCCCUUGGUGUUUGCUGGUAGUGACGCUGAUAAGUGGUGCCACUCAACGGAAAACGAAGCGUAUCUAAAGAUAAGGUUUCCAGCCGAUUCGUUCGCCCAAAGCAAACCACGCGCAGUGUAAAAACGCCACCGUUGCCCGUCACGAAAGCACCCACAAAUGGGGCCAUCUAGCAGCGUACGAACGUUCACCGUGGUGGUGGCAGUCCUGGCCACGCUGGCUAAUGGCCACUCCGACACGAGCAGCGUCCAGCUGACGAAGGAAAACUUCGAGACCGAGAUUGAUGGCAGCAACUACUUCGUUAUGUUCUACGCACCAUGGUGCGACUACUGUAAGAAGUUAGCCCCAACCUGGGCCUCGCUGGCCGAAGCCCGGAAUGUAGCACCGGACAGUCCGGUGCGUAUCGGACGCGUCGAUUGCACCACCGAUGGAGAUCUCUGCACGGAGCACGACAUCACCGGCUACCCGAUGCUAAAGCUAUUCCGGAAGGGAUCUUCCGGUAGCGAGAGUGGCACCAAGUAUCGCGGGGGUCGCGAUCUCGCUCAGUUUAACGCAUUCAUUAGCGAGCAGCUUGAGGUGGCAGGCGAACCGGCUGGUGCGGAUGAUGAAUCCUCGCAACACGGUGACGGUCCGGACGCUCCCGCUGUGCCGGUGUCCCCGCUAACCGAGCUCACGGAGGACACGUUCGCAAAGCACGUGUCCAGUGGCAAGCAUUUCGUAAAAUUCUUCGCACCCUGGUGCGGCCACUGCACCAAGCUCGCACCGACGUGGGAGGAGCUGGCGCGUAGUCUCGAGCAGGAGCAGGACAUCCGGGUGUCAAAGAUCGACUGCACGCAGUAUCGCCCUAUCUGCACCGAUUUCGAGGUGAAGGGCUACCCGACCUUACUGUGGAUCGAGGAUGGCAAGAAGAUCGAAAAGUACACCGGACCGCGGACACACGCCGAUCUGAAGCAGUACGUCGCCAAGAUGGCCGGUGGGCUGCGAGCGGCCACGGUUGAGGAGGGUGCUGGGCAGGGUGAGGCGGCGGGUGGGACGCUUGAGGCGGCGGAACGGGACGACAACAAAUCGGCGGUGGUGCAGCUUGGGGAGAGUGAUUUCGCGAAUGCGAUCGCUCGCGGUGUCACGGUGGUGAAGUUUUACGCACCCUGGUGUGGUCACUGUAUGCGUCUGGCACCGACCUGGGAGCAGCUGGCGGAGAAGCUAGCGUCCCGGGGUGACGUCACGAUCGCCAAGGUGGACUGCACGGUGGACACGAAUAAGGAGCUGUGCGGCGAGCAGGAGAUCAGCGGUUAUCCGACCGUGUUUCUCUACCGGAAUGGGGAGAAAAUCACCGAGUACUAUGGACGUCGUUCGCUGGAGGAUUUGCAUGAGUUUGUCAUGCAACACCAGCAGGAUGAUGGGCAGCAGCAUGAUGAGCUGUAAGGUCCGCACUCUUCUGUUCCCUCCCCGAAAGACGCAUUUAUCCCGUUUUGCGUUUCUUAGAACCUUUUCUCCCACCCCCUUUCGGCAACCAAUUGAAUCGAAGCUGCGGUUUUGUGUUAAUGUUUAAUUUUUAUUGCAAUAAAGUGUACCCACAAACCGGCGGGACGAUUACGUCCUGGCGCGAACAUGUUUGUUGAAAGGGUAGUAUCAAUAUAUGUGUUAGUUUGAACAAUGUUAAUACUAUAAACGAAACUGGAAAUCAAGCAACACGCUUGGUAAGCGCUGCGUUAAGGCAGAAGGAAUGAUCGUAUCCAUUGGAUCGAUGCUUUUCUGGAACGUUUUUAAAGUACAAGCCGUUACUACUCGCUUUCAUCAACAUCGUAAUCGACGCCUUUCU